AUGGCUCACUGCCUUUUGAUCGCCGGCCUCGUCGGCGCCCUCGGCGCUUCUGGCCUGGCCCCCGAGGGCGACCUCCAGCUGAUGCAGACGUGGAGCUCUGGCCAGCCGCCGCGGUCGCUGGCGAGAGAUGGCCCACGGUCGGUUCGCCCUGCUGUCUACCCCCCUUCCUUCCCGAUCGAUCUGCGGGACGAGGCAGACCCAAGAGCUGCGACGACGACGAUCGUUAUCUUCUCGGUGGGCGAGUUUGCCGUCGGCUCAGGGCCGUUCGCCGGCGCGACCGUCUGCACCCGGCCCACGGCCGAUCCCGACCCUCGCACGAAGCGCCCGUGGAAGCUGCUGCUGGAGAGCGACGCUACGGACGCGGAGCUGAAGGUGAUCAGCGCGGAGUUCACGAACGGGCUGCAGACAUAUCCAGAUAAGGGCCAGGUCCCGCUUGUGUUUGGGAACAUGACAGAAGACGGCCUCAGGGCUUUACUGAACAGGUACCCUGGCCGUGUGAAGUCUGUCCAAGAAGACGAGUUCGUGAAAAUGGUCGACGACCCCGAACCCAACGACGGACAAUCGGAGCGGCGGACGUACCCAUGGGGUAUCCAGUACGUCCAAGCUGACGCGGUCCGGGGGCGGGGCGUGGGGGUGAGCGUGUAUGUCCUGGAUACCGGCAUUCGCAUAACCCACAACGAGUUCGGCGGCCGGGCCUUCGCUGGAGUCGACUUGACAACCCCAGAAACGUAUCCCGGCACUCUCACAACGUGUUCGCCCACGAGCACAACGUGCGCUAACGACGUACACGGACACGGCAGCCACUGCGCAGGCACAGUGGGGUCCUCGUCAUAUGGCGUCGCGGAUGGCGCGACUAUUUGGUCGAUGAAAGUCCUGAAUAAUGCUGGCUCCGGCUGGACAACGUGGAUGGUUAUGGCCGAGCAGUGGAUUCUGGCGUCAGGAAACAGGCCAGCAGUGGUAAGCUCCAGUAUCCAGGUCGGGCCCAACUGGAACGACGCUCCGUGGCUGGCGUCGACCGAUGCUCUGGUAGCCGAUGGCGUCACCGUGGUUGUGGCUGCGGGGAACUCAAACCAAGACGCGUGCACCUGGAUACGAUAG
Molecule: messenger RNA, 1098 nt
Organism: Prorocentrum cordatum
Lineage: Eukaryota; Dinophyceae; Prorocentrales; Prorocentraceae
Source: the annotation of a GenBank genome assembly